Molecule: messenger RNA, 2219 nt
Organism: Musa acuminata subsp. malaccensis (wild Malaysian banana)
Lineage: Eukaryota; Viridiplantae; Streptophyta; Magnoliopsida; Zingiberales; Musaceae
Product: O-fucosyltransferase 10
Source: RefSeq, a predicted model, not a curated record
UCUUCUUCUUUCUCUCAACACCAAGAACCUCAUCCCAUCCUCGAUACCUUUCUCUCUCCUCUUUGCUUAGAAGUGGAGAGGGAGAGCCCAGACAAAAGCUUUGUACUUUGAACAACCUCAUUUUGUCCUCUUCAUCUCUUUUAAAAGCUCACCAGAGUCUCUCUCAUCGCUUUCUUGGAGUGAUCUUCUCCUCCUCCUGUCUCUCAACCACCACCUCCUCUUAACUCUUCAUACAAUGGCCUGAACCCAGCUCCGGAGCCAUGACGGCCAAGACCCACGUCCAAGACCUUCCCACCAGGCCGCCGCAGGGGCAUUGCCGCCGUGCGUCGCGAGGCAGGCCCUGGUACGACCUCCCCGAGAACCCCAAGGCUGCCGAGGCCCUUCGCCGGCUCCGCUCCCCCUUCCUCCUCUUCUCCGUGCUCCUCUCCUACGGUCUUGGGUUACUGUACUGCACCUCCAUCUUCUCGGCCGUGGCGCCGCCGCCCGCCCCUCUCCCCGGGUCGGUGUACCGGAGCAAGGAGCUCUUCGAGAAGCUCUUGCCGGACCUGCUGUCGGUCAAUUCCUCCACUGUGCAGCUGAACACAAUCUGGACAAGUAGAAGGAAACUGAAACAGUGGAAGGAUUGCACAAAUCAUAAAACGGAACACCCCGGAUCAACUGAACCAUUUGGUUACCUGAUAGUUGAUGCAAAUGGUGGUCUUAAUCAGCAACGUUCCUCGAUAUGUAAUGCCGUCGCACUGGCUGGGCUUCUUAAUGCUGUCCUCAUGAUCCCAAACUUCCACCUUCACAACAUCUGGAUGGAUCCAAGUGAAUUCAAAGAUAUCUACGACGAAGAUCAUUUUAUAAACACGCUUGAAGGCCAUGUGACAGUAGUGAGGGAUAUACCUGAGAUGGUUAUGGAAAGAUUUGGUUACGAUAUCAGCAACGUACCAAACUUGAAAGUAAAAGCUUGGGCAUCAAGCAGUUAUUAUUCUGAUGUUGCAGUACCGUUGUUACAGGAGCAUGGGGUUAUUCGCAUAAGUCCAUUUGCAAAUAGACUGUCAAAUGAAGUUCCAUCAGACAUGCAGAGACUUCGGUGUUUAGCUAAUUACAAGGCACUAAGGUUUUCUCUCCCAAUAGCAGCAAUGGCAAAGAAGUUGGCCGGCCGUAUGGUUGAGAAGAGCUCAUUGUCUGGUGGGAAGUAUGUCUCAAUCCACCUUCGCUUCGAGGAGGACAUGGUGGCCUUUUCAUGCUGCAUUUAUGAUGGAGGGAUGUCCGAAAAAGUAGAAAUGGAUUCUGCUCGCCAAAGAGGUUGGAAGGAGAAGUUUAAACUCCGAGGUCAUUGUUUGAGACCAGACCUAAACCGAAUGCAAGGAAAAUGCCCCUUGACACCUUUGGAGGCGGGGAUGAUGUUAAGGGGUAUGGGUUUCAGCAAUGACACUCCUAUUUAUUUGGCAUCUGGGAAACUCUACAAGGAGGAAACACAUUUAGCUCCUCUACUCCAACUAUUUCCUCUCCUUCAAACAAAAGAAUCUCUUGCUACUUCUGAGGAGCUUGCUCCAUUUCAGAACUACUCGUCAAGAAUGGCUGCUCUCGACUACUCCGUUUGCCUUCACAGUGAAGUUUUCGUGACCACUCAAGGUGGCAAUUUCCCACACUUCAUGAUGGGCCACCGGCGCUUUCUCUAUGGUGGCCAUGCCAAGACCAUCAAGCCAAACAAGCCAAAGCUAGCCGUGUUGUUUCAGGACACCAACAUCAGUUGGAAGGCUUUCAGAGGACAAUUGGAGGUGAUGCUUGAUGAGAGUGAAAGGAAGGGGAUGGUGCUCAGGAAGAGCAGUCAGUCAGUCUACUCCUUCCCUUCACCAGAUUGUGCAUGUCUCCAUGAUCAUCAAGCCAACUCAACAUUGUUCAAGAGAUAUCAGCACCACCAUGGAGUUGGCUGACUGCAGUGUUCAUCUCUCCACCUUGGAACCUGAAGGAGAACCCUUUUUUUGUGUUGAACACCUUCAUCUGAGACAGCACCUGCUUGGUUUUUGCAGCAGGAUGUGGUUGCAUGACUUUGCCUCUCAUGUAGAAAUGAUAUAUUGGAGGAUAAUGAGUGAUUUUUCUAUGCAUUUGCAAUUUUUUUAAUCUUUUUUUUUUUUUUUUCUGUUUUUGUUUGAUUGAUGGACAUGGGAGCCAACAAAAUGAAUAUUUUGGUGACCUAUUUUUCCUGUGAUUAAAGUGCAUUUUGGAAUCAA